ACCACCAAUAUGUUGGCAAGGCGACUGGCCGACUACGGGUACAGGGGGUUCUCUGCCACGAUGAUGGUGUUGACUCUCUACGGGGGAUACCUGUGCGUGAUGCGUGGAUACCGUUUUUCCCAGCGACAAAAAGAGCUCAAAAUAGCUGCAGAAAACCAGGACCCUGACGUCCUAAAGGACUGACGUUAUAACAUAACAGGAAGGGAUAUGUUAAUUCCUUAAAUUUGUCCAUCGCAAAAAUCAAGGACAAAAUUCUUGGACUUAAAUAUGAUCGCUUUAUUUUGGGUUUUUCGGUUUGCUGAAAUGAAAAUGUCUUCAGCGCAUCUCCCAAAUCCAUCUGUAAUGAUGGGGAUGGCAAGGAUCAAUGCUGUCUAUGUACAACUGGUUGUAAUUUAAAGUUAUUAAAUGUCUUUAACAAUUA
Hypomesus transpacificus is the source of this 421-nucleotide messenger RNA. RefSeq names its product cytochrome c oxidase assembly protein COX14 homolog. Bases 10 to 183 code for a protein of 57 amino acids. The record is from RefSeq and is a predicted model, not a curated record. NCBI's taxonomy places the organism in Eukaryota, Metazoa, Chordata, Actinopteri, Osmeriformes, Osmeridae. The transcript has a single exon.